Messenger RNA from Racocetra persica, 144 nucleotides. The record is from the annotation of a GenBank genome assembly. Lineage: Eukaryota; Fungi; Glomeromycota; Glomeromycetes; Diversisporales; Gigasporaceae.
AAACCUGUGAGCGAAACAAAUUAUUUAUAUGAACUCGAAAAAACUACACAAGAUAUUAUUAAUGCAGUUUUGAAUGCGCAAAAACAUGACGCUGGGAUUGGUUCUGUUACUAUUCCCAACACAACUCAAACUAUAUCCUUUUAA